Molecule: messenger RNA, 2994 nt
Organism: Jaculus jaculus (lesser Egyptian jerboa)
Lineage: Eukaryota; Metazoa; Chordata; Mammalia; Rodentia; Dipodidae
Gene: Tgfb2
Product: transforming growth factor beta 2
Exons: 8
Coding region: 489-1817 (442 amino acids)
Biological process (GO): SMAD protein signal transduction; regulation of cell population proliferation; BMP signaling pathway
Cellular component (GO): extracellular region
Molecular function (GO): growth factor activity; type III transforming growth factor beta receptor binding; cytokine activity
Source: RefSeq, a predicted model, not a curated record
GCGCUCGCGCGCGCCGGCCGCCAGCCCGGGACCCCUGCAUCACCUUCCCUUCUGGCCGGAGGAGCCGAGUUCAGAUCCGCCGCUCCGCACCCGAGCCUGACACACUGAACUCCAUUUCCUCCUCCUCCUAAAUUUAUUUCUGCUUCACAGCCACUCGUCUUUUUCUUUUUUUCUUUUUUUUUUUUACCCCCUCUCCAUCUGAUUGCUCCAAGAAAACAUUUUCUGACUCCCCAAAGUCAAGGUUCCCCUUGACCGUCGCGUUAUUAAUAUUUCCAUUUUGGGAACGAUUGGCAUUUUAUUUUUAAAGGAAUCAAAGCAAGAUACCUUUUUUCCCCCCUAUUGGGCAUUGACUUUUGAUUGUCUGCAAAAGUUUCGUUAUCCAAAACAACUCUACCUGAUCAGUGCUUUGAGAACUUUUUUAAAAAAAUUUUUGUUACUUAAUUAAAAAAAAAAAGCCAACAAGCAGAACUUUUCCACCUUUUAAAACCAUGCACUACUGCGUGCGGAGCGCCUUGCUGCUCCUGCAUGUGGUCCCGGUGGCGCUCAGCCUGUCUACCUGCAGCACGUUCGAUAUGGACCAGUUCAUGCGCAAGAGGAUCGAGGCGAUCCGCGGGCAGAUCCUCAGCAAGCUGAAGCUCACCAGCCCCCCGGAAGACUACCCCGAGCCCGACGAGGUCCCCUCGGAGGUGAUUUCCAUCUAUAACAGCACCAGGGACUUGCUGCAGGAGAAGGCGAGCCGCCGGGCGGCCGCCUGCGAGCGCGAGAGGAGCGACGAGGAGUACUACGCCAAGGAGGUUUACAAAAUCGACAUGCCGCCCCACUUCCCCUCCGAAACUAUCUGCCCAGUUGUUACCACACCCUCUGGCUCAGUGGGCAGCUUGUGCUCCAGGCAGUCCCAGGUGCUGUGUGGGUACCUUGAUGCCAUCCCGCCCACUUUCUACAGACCCUACUUCAGAAUAGUCCGCUUUGACGUCUCAACCAUGGAGAAGAAUGCUUCCAAUCUGGUGAAGGCAGAAUUCAGAGUCUUUCGUAUGCAGAAUCCCAAAGCCCGAGUGCCUGAACAACGCAUCGAACUGUAUCAGAUACUCAAAUCCAAAGACUUAACGUCUCCCACCCAGCGCUACAUUGACAGCAAAGUUGUAAAGACAAGAGCAGAGGGCGAAUGGCUCUCCUUUGAUGUCACCGACGCAGUGCAGGAAUGGCUUCACCACAAAGACAGGAACCUGGGAUUUAAGAUAAGUUUACACUGUCCCUGCUGUACUUUUGUGCCAUCUAAUAAUUACAUCAUCCCAAAUAAAAGUGAAGAACUAGAAGCAAGAUUUGCAGGUAUUGAUGGCACCUCCACAUAUACCAGUGGUGAUCAGAAAACUAUAAAGUCCACUAGGAAAAAAAACAGUGGGAAGACCCCACACCUCCUGCUAAUGUUAUUGCCCUCCUACAGACUUGAGUCACAACAGUCCAACCGGCGGAAGAAGCGUGCUUUGGAUGCAGCCUAUUGCUUUAGAAAUGUGCAGGACAAUUGCUGUCUACGUCCUCUUUACAUUGAUUUCAAGAGAGACCUUGGGUGGAAAUGGAUACACGAACCCAAAGGGUACAAUGCCAACUUCUGCGCUGGUGCGUGUCCAUAUUUAUGGAGUUCAGACACUCAGCACAGCAGGGUCCUCAGCUUAUAUAACACCAUAAACCCAGAAGCAUCCGCUUCUCCUUGCUGUGUGUCACAAGACCUGGAACCGCUGACCAUCCUCUACUACAUCGGCAAAACCCCCAAGAUCGAGCAGCUCUCCAAUAUGAUCGUCAAGUCUUGCAAAUGCAGCUAAGUCUCUGCCAGAGUCAAGAUUAAGAUUAGAGUGAUCAUGAUGACAUGCGACGGGGAUGGUGACAGUGGUGAUGUUUGUGACAAGGAAACAUGAGAGCGUCUUGGUUCAUCAGUGUUAAGUUUUCUGAAAACAAAGCGGUACUAGUUCAAACACGUUGAAAGCUUGUGUUCUGUUUGUUAAAACUGGCAUCUGAAGAAACAACAACAACAACAACAAAAUAACGUGGAAAGCCUUAUUCUGCAUUUCACCUACUUUGUGAGAGACACAGAAACAACAUUUUUUUAAAGGAAAAUAUAAACACUGGAAGAAUUUGUUAGUGUUAAUUAUGUGAAACCAAACCAAACCGGAAAAAUCCAUUCAGUGGAGUUGCUGUAUGUACCGUUCCUGUCCCGUGCCUCCAGAUCCUUCCAUAUUGCUAUGCAAUAUGUGCCCUUGCUCCUCCUCACUCUAGGGUUAACAGUGAGUUAUUUAUUGUGUGUUACUAGCUAAUGAACAUUUCAUUACCCUUGGAAAAUAAAGCAAGUGUAUAAAGUGGAGACCAAAUACUUUGCCAGAAACUCAUGGAUGGUUUAAGGAACUUGAACUCAAACGAGCCAGAAAAACAAGAAGUCAGUCAUAUCAAUGGGAUGAAAACCCAAGUGAGUGCUUAUGUGACCCAGCAAGUCCGCAUAAGACAAAAAUCCAGAAAAUGCAUGCUGUGUACCAACUGCUCAAGGAAGCUUCGCGUAUGGUUCAAGCACGAAAAAGUUGGUUAAUAAAGGAAAUUUUCAGUCAGAAUAACUCUGUAAGAUCCGUUUUUGUCUCCAUUGUAAGUGGUUCUUUGUCCAUGUCAGCAAACCGGUGAGACGCUGAAACCUUUUGACACACACUGUCAGCUCUGUUCCCCGUUUUCCCUCUGCCUCGCUGUGUAUAGCCACACCUGCGUGACUAAAUGAGACAGGUGUAGAAGCAGAUAUAACUGAAGCCACAUCUCCAGUUCUCUUCUGCAAACUAUUAAAUCAAAACAUGGACUAUUUUACAUGUGAUGUGUAAGCCCUUACCAUCGUUUUCCACAUGUUGUAAUAAUGUCAAGUAUAAUUGAGAUUGGAUUUAAAUUUUGUUCUCUUUUUAAUGACCAUUCACAACUGUCCAUUUCCUUCAGCUGGCCAGUACUCUUGAGUAAAACUCCUACUUUUGA